AUAGUAACUUGAGAAAAAGGCAGUUUCCAUUUGCAUAUAGCAGCAUUGCAAUUUUGUGACUCUUGUCUCAAAAUAUCAGCAAUAAUCCACGAGAGUUUAAGAUCUGGCCCCUCGCUCCUUAAAACACCACCAACUAACGAACUACUCAAAAGCACUCGCAUCUCAAAACCACAAUGCCACAAACUAGUGGCCUCUAUUAAAGAGCUAAGAAAUUAAAAGCACCUCAAUUGCCCACACACUAAUCUCUAUAACCAACCCUCUCUUCCAAAUUCCAAUAUGCAAAGCAUCAUUUAUCUUUGCGUAACAAUCAUCUUGUGCAUUCACACAAACAAUAAGUGUGGUUUCCUCGUACAAGGUCUCACCUCAUCCUCAGAUAUUGAAGCACUAAAGGCUUUCAAGGCCUCAAUCAAACCCUCCUCAAUAACACCAUGGUCAUGCAUAGCAUCCUGGAACUUCACCACUGACCCAUGCUCCGUCCCUCGCCGCACCCACUUCACGUGCGGCCUCACCUGCACCGCCGACAACACCCGCAUCAACCAAAUCACCCUCGACCCCGCUGGCUACACAGGAACACUCACCCCACUCGUCUCUCAACUCACCUCACUCAUCACUCUCGACCUCUCCGAUAACUCUUUCUAUGGCACAAUCCCUUCUUCUCUCUCUUCGCUCUCAAAACUCCAAACUUUAUCCCUCCGAUCCAACUCUUUCUCAGGUUCAAUCCCUCCCUCCAUAACCACCCUCAAAUCGCUCCAAUCGCUUGAUCUUUCACAGAAUUCUCUUUCUGGGUUCCUUCCAAAGUCCAUGAACUCUCUCACUAGUCUCCGAAGAAUGGACCUCAGCUUCAACAAGCUCACCGGUGGACUCCCCAAGUUACCACCCAACUUGCUGGAUUUGGCGAUCAAGGCAAAUUCUCUAUCUGGGGUUCUUCAAAAAACAACCUUUGAAGGUUUAAACCAGUUGGAAGUGGUGGAACUCAGUGAUAACGCACUUCAGGGGAUCAUCGAAACGUGGCUCUUCCUUUUGCCUUCCCUGCAGCAACUGGAUUUGGCCAACAACUCCUUCAGUGGUGUGGAGAUCUCGAGGCCGGUUGUUGGCGGUGGCGGGAACAGCCUCGUGGCGGUGAAUCUUGGUUUCAACAAGAUCCAAGGCUACGCCCCCGCGAAUCUCGGCGCGUAUCCGUCGCUGUCAUUUUUGUCGCUCCGUUACAACGCGCUACGUGGCGCGAUACCAUUGGAGUACGGGAAAAGCAAGUCCAUGAAGAGGUUGUUCCUGGACGGGAACUUCCUAAUGGGGAAGCCACCGGCGGGACUGGUGGCUGCCGGAGCUGAAGUUUCCGGCAGCUUGGGUGACAACUGCCUUGAGGGGUGUCCUGCGAUGUCGCAGCUGUGCACGCCGAAACAGAAACCGAGCUCUGUUUGCAAGCAAGUCUACCGUGGAAGACCUACGAGAUAGUUUCAAUAAUGUGUCGGUUGCAAAACAAUAAAAUAAUUAGAUUUCUAUUUUACUAAACAAGGUUCUUUGUACUUCGUAGAACCAUCUUCUUGUUAUAGAUUACGUGUUUUAUAAAGGAAUCUGUGUAAAAACCAGUAUACUUUAUUAAUCAAUUAAUUAUAUUUAUCGCCAUCUUAUG
Messenger RNA from Arachis stenosperma, 1630 nucleotides. RefSeq names its product probable inactive leucine-rich repeat receptor kinase XIAO. The coding region runs from base 277 to 1452 and encodes 391 amino acids. NCBI's taxonomy places the organism in Eukaryota, Viridiplantae, Streptophyta, Magnoliopsida, Fabales, Fabaceae. The record is from RefSeq and is a predicted model, not a curated record. Gene Ontology annotation, molecular function: protein binding. The transcript has a single exon.